AUGUGGGCCUUGUUUUUUGUUUCAAAAUUGGGUAAGAAGUUUAAUGUGAGUGAUGGCGAAAACGGGUCACAAAUCACUGUGCUUUGUUCUCGCCCUCUCUCUCUCUCUCUCUCUCUCUGCGACAGGCGGAACCCUAGUCUCCUCUUCAUUGGAGAGCUUCCUCAUCUCUUAACAAUCGAUCUUCAGGUGAGAGCCGCAUAUACCAGCAAAGCUAAUAAUAAGAAUUGUCUCGGAGCACUUGAUGGAACACAUGUUGAAGUAAGUGUUCCAUUGAAAGAUCAAGGAAGAUAUAGAAAUAGAAAGGGAUCUGCAGCAGAUAGCCCAGUAUUACGAGAUGCGCUUGUUAGAAAAGAUCCAUUCAUAGUUCCCAAAGAUGCGGGAUAUACGAAUGGACCAAGCUUUCUAGCUCCUUAUAGAGGUAUCCGGUACCAUCUCAAUGAGUGGUACACUAGAGGCAAUAAUCCACAAAAUCCUAAGGAGUUAUACAACCUCAGGCAUGCAACUGCUAGGAAUGUGAUUGAAAGAGCUUUUGGACUAUUUAAAAAGCGAUGGAAAAUUCUUAGAGAAGUGUCUUUUUAUGAUGUCAAAACGCAUGUGAAGAUCAUCAAUGCUUGUGCUAUUCUUCACAAUCUUAUUCGAGUAGAAGAGCCUAAUGAUCCAUUAUUGGCCGAGGUUGAUGCUGAGAUUCAAACAAGAGUUACUCAUCAAGGUGAUGAUCAUGAUGAAGAGGAAGAGAGUCGUGAUUAUCAUAAUGAGAUGGAAGAGACUCAACACUCAGAUCGGAUUACUACUAUUCAAGUUACAAAUGAGUGGACUAGGUUUAGGGAUAGUCUAGCCGAAGCUAUGUUUCUCCAUUAUCAAAAUAGGCGAAACUAACUUUUAGGAUGUUCUUAUGAAACUAUUGUAAUCACUUGUUACGUAUGGUUUACUUCUUGUUUGUUCCUAAUUAUUAUCGACAUUCAUAUCUA
Salvia hispanica is the source of this 968-nucleotide messenger RNA. Lineage: Eukaryota; Viridiplantae; Streptophyta; Magnoliopsida; Lamiales; Lamiaceae. The record is from RefSeq and is a predicted model, not a curated record.